Nylanderia fulva is the source of this 11629-nucleotide messenger RNA. Lineage: Eukaryota; Metazoa; Arthropoda; Insecta; Hymenoptera; Formicidae. The record is from RefSeq and is a predicted model, not a curated record.
UAUAUAAAAUUCGUUGAAGAGUAUAAAAAGGUACUUGAUUUUAUCGUAAUUGUCGCGCAAAAGUUCCAUGCAAAUAACAUAUUAAUUGUGACAAUAUACUCAAAUUGUAUCAAUUACCUGCGGAAUAUUAAACGCGACGAUCGUGAUUAAAUUUAAUCGGUACUCGAGUGACGAUCGCGCAUUUAACCUAAUUAACUUCGAUAUAAUCGUGCCAACGUGUGAGUGUGUGAAACAAACUUGGUGACGAAGGUUGCUGCGUCGUCGAAUCCUGCAAAAAAAUUGCUGUCCUUGUCGAGCAACGAAAAACUCAUGCGAAGGAUGUGACGUCAGCGAUGUUCGCAGAAUGAAGGUCGUGCUGAUCGCAGAACGGACGUAAGAAAGUUCGAAGGAGCGUAGAUGAGUUCUAUUGUCUGCGUCCUCGACCAGCAUUGUGUGCUACAACUUCGCUGCGCAUCGUGCCGAACGAGCUUCCAGUUCUAUGCUGGCGAACUUCUUUGGUACGACCUGGGCUUACGUCGGGGUAGCUAGUGAACCCUCUCUCGGUGGCGAAAGGAAGAAUAAGACGGAGAGGCAGUCAGCGAGAAAGCGGGCGAGUCCGCGCGGAAGAAGAAGAAGAGGAAGUCCGGAGAACGCAGGCGCAGGCACCGUAGGUGAUGUGAGGCUGGCGCCCGCCUCACGUCUGGGGUGAUGCCCUCCAGUGAGCCUCAUCCCCCGUACCACCUUCAGCACCACAAUAUUCCUCCGUCGCAUCUACAGCAGCACACGCCGAGCGCGAUCGAGCAUCAGUUAUUUCAGCAGCUGGUGGCGGUCCAUCAUCAGCAGCAGCAACAGCGACAGCAGCAACACGGCGGGCCUUUCCAAAAUUCCACGUACGCGCAGCAGAAGCAGGAGAUGAGCCCGGAGGAGGAGGGGGGCCGAGGGGGUGGGUCCCCCCCGGCGGCUGGGGCUGCGUUACAUCAGCCCCAUCACCCCCGCACGGCUAGUCCACCUUCGGGCACGGAACCCUGCACCCGCGACGCGAUACCGACACCUACACCUAUCGCGGACACCACCACCACCACUACGACCACUACUAUGACUAUGCAGUCGCAGAGUCAGCAGCAACAGCAAGGCCCUAGUCCGAGUCCGAGUCCGACGGGCGGCGAUGUAGAGAAAUUCGACGGUAAGAUUGUUUACAAUCCGGAUGGAUCGGCCUACAUCUUCGAAGGCGAGAGCGAGCUCAGCGAAGACGACUCUCUACCCGACGGUUGUAUCGUAGACGGGCGCGGUGUAUCGGUUCCUCACUCCUUAGUUUUCCCACAAAUCGCGAACGCGUAUUAUGUUUCGCGGCUGUACGCGCACCAGGUCUACCAGCAGCAGCAGCAACAACAGCAACAACGCUCGACGGCCCAACAGCACAAUCCCGAUCUUCCUGUGAUGCACAGUUAUCGGGUGAUCAGCUAUAGGAGCGCAGAGGGUAAACAGCAACCCCCUCCAAAGUUCACGGCGCCACCAUCCCCUGCAUCAGUGCCCAUCAAACCUAUCCUAAUGUGUUUCAUAUGCAAGCUCAGUUUCGGAUACGCGAAAAGUUUCGUCGCGCACGCUCAGGGCGAGCAUCAACUUACUUUAAUGGAAGACGAACGACAGAUACUCUCGCAAUCGACGGCGUCGGCCAUUAUUCAGGCCGUUGGUCGAGGUAAGCAGCCGCUUGUUAGUUUCCUGGAGCCUGUCACGAACUUGGCUUGCGCUCAGGCGUUGCCCGCGCAAGUACAAAAUCAACAGCAACAACGCAACGAGCAGCAACGUAACGAGUCUAACGAACACGAGAUAACGCCGACGACAACGAACACCCCGGCGAGCACACCUGGCGUACCUAGUAGUCCUCAACAGCAGCAACAAUCGUCACAGACGCAACAGCGGCCCUCGCCGAGCACGCCGACAACGCCGACGUCGCACUCGAAUCAUCCUCUCGCAUACAAUCAUCAACAGCAUCAGUGGACGGGCGCGCAGGUUAGCGCCGUAUCAUGGGCUAAAGCUCCCGAUGUCAUGCAUUACAGUUCACCACCACCGCCGACUUCGUCGGCUAAAGGAUCCCCAUCUUCGUACGCGCUCACUCAUCCACAGAACCCACCGAGUUACAGCGGCGGUACUACGAUAGGUGUGUGUUCGGAUCAUAUGCAAGGCAGGCCGAGCGGAGUAGAGUGCGGUAGAUGUGAAUUGAUAUUAGCUACCAGUCGACUCGCCGGUGCUGGUGGACCGCUCGCUGGCAUUCACAGUCGGAAUUCUUGCAAGACCCUGAAGUGUCCUAAAUGUAACUGGCAUUACAAGUAUCAAGAGACUCUUGAAAUACACAUGAAGGAGAAGCAUCCCGAAAACGAGACAUCCUGUAUCUAUUGCAUCGCAGGUCAGCCGCAUCCUAGGUUAGCGCGUGGCGAGACUUAUACGUGCGGCUACAAGCCAUACAGAUGCGAGGUAUGCAAUUAUUCUACCACGACGAAGGGCAAUCUCAGUAUACAUAUGCAAAGUGACAAGCAUCUAAACAACAUGCAGGAACUGCAGCAAGGCAGCGGGGGUGGCUCCAGUACCAGUAACCCUUCCUCGUCUCAGGAGGCGCCAAUGCCGACACGGAGUCCUCACCAUCAGCAGAAUCACAAUCCCCAUAUGGCCGCCCAGAGUAGUAAUCAGAGUAAACCGAAGCAUUCGUUUCGCUGCGACGUGUGCAACUACGAGACAAAUGUUGCGCGGAAUCUGAGAAUACAUAUGACGAGCGAGAAGCACACGCACAACUCGCUCGUUCUGCAUCAAAAUAUCAAGCAUAUGCAGACAUUGUCCGUGUUGACUCACCAUCAGCAAGCGCAGCACCAUCAUCAGCAGGCGCAACAGCAUCAACAACAGCUUGAACAAUUGCUUCACUUAGGCGGUCUAGACAAACCGCAACACGCGGAGGCGGCAUUGGCCGAUAUGGCUUACAAUCAAGCGCUCCUAAUACAAAUGAUGACCGGCGGUCCACUGCCGCAGCAGCUCCCACCUGAGAUCAUGGCGAACAUGGCUGCCAUGACUAAUCUUGGCGGCGAUGUUGGGCUUUCGCCGGAUAGCAUGGAGCCGCCACCGGAACCUGCGGAUCAGGAUCCGUCUCAAAUUUAUCACUGCUGUGUCUGCAACAACUUCGCGACGGAUUCGCUCGAGGCUUUGGGCCAUCACCUGGCUAUCGAUAGAACGAGAACCCGUGAGGGCGAGAUACUUGCAGUGUUAAACGCAAACUUUGUUUGCAAGCUCUGUUCCUAUAAAACCAAUUUGAAAGCGAAUUUCCAGCUGCAUUGCAAGACUGACAAGCAUCUGCAGCGGCUGCAACACGUGAACCACGUGAAGGAAGGUGGUCCACGUAACGAAUGGAAACUCAAGUACUUGGCGUCACCCACGAGCGCCGCGCAAUUGCGUUGCCACGCGUGCGAUUAUUACACCAACAGCGCCCAUAAAUUGGCUCUGCACGCCGCCUCGCCUAGGCAUGAUGCCGCGACGCUUUUGCUCCGUCAUCUUAUCGAGGCGAGCGGCAACAUCCAAACUCCUGGGAAAUUGUAUCACUGUGCUUUGUGCGGAUUCAGUGCCAGGCACCGAUUGCCGCUCCUACAACAUGUGAAAUCUAUGCGACAUUUUCAAAUGGAGCAGCUACAUCAGCUUCAUAGGAGAAGCAACCUCCAAGGAAACGAGACUCCGCUCCCGCACACGGAUAUUAGCGAAGUGUUUCAAGUAGUGAGCGAUCCCGAUGUACCGUCUACGCAACAACCGAGCCCAACCACGCCGACGACACCCAACGCAACAAGCACCAAUAAUGAACGACGAGAUGAAGGUAGUGAGUGUGGUAGUGAAGUGAAACAAGAACCGGAUAAUGAUCCAGAACCGGAAGCGGAGCCGGAGAAUGACCAAGAGGAAAUUACGUGCCUAUACUGUACGUAUCAGCCGACGUCACGGGAAGAAUUACGACAACAUUUGCAAGUGGCUCACGUUCAUGAUUCGGAAGAGAAAACUGAAGCAGUGAAGGAAGAGACGCCGGAAUUAUUAUGUCCGUUGUGCCAAGAUAGUUUCAAGGAACGUCCCGCGCUUGAGAAGCAUGUGAUGCAAAUUCAUUCCGUUAACACCGACGGUUUGCAAAGGCUAUUAUUAUUGGUGGAUCAAAGUCAUUGGCUUAACAAUAAUCCAAGGAAUACUUCAACACCAGCUGUUACAGUUCCAACGACGCCGACGUCGCCCACAACAACGACGAAACCCCAUCAGGAAGAAGAUCUGAGCGAACGAAGUGGCAACGAUGACAUCGAGGAGCUCACCAGGUGUACUGUGUGUGGUCGAGUUUACCGUACCCUCGAAGAUCUUCAGCAACAUCACAGAGAAGCUCAUCCGGCUACGACGCCUACUUUAGCAGUUAGCGAGAAACAUGUUUACAAGUAUCGUUGCGGACAGUGCAGCCUCGCUUUCAAGACUUUAGAGAAGGUUCAACAACACUCCCAGUACCACGCGAUCAGAGACGCAACCAAAUGUACGAUCUGCAGCCGAUCUUUUCGUUCAGUUCAAGCGCUUCAGAGACACUUGGAAUCUGCUCACGAUUUUCAUGAGGACGAGUUAGCUCACUACAAGCAGAGCUUACUUCACGCACAUCCGUUGUUUCAAGCAAUCACGGAAGAAACGUUGAGGAGACAAAGCGGCUUGAUGAGCGAGCAGAAUACAGAAGAUGACGCGGGUAAAGGUGACGAAGAGGAAAGUGAUGCUAGUGACUCGUCCCCAUUGCAGAAGGAGCAACGUAUGCUAGAGGAUUACUUAAAUAGCCAAACAAUUGCCGAAGAUUCUUAUCACGAUCCUAGUCGAAAAUUCAAGUGUCACCGAUGCAAGGUGGCCUUUACGCGUCAGAGCUAUCUCACCGGCCACAACAAGACCUUGUUACAUCGCAAAGGUGAAAAAAUGUCUUAUCCAAUGGAAAAGUAUCUGGACCCUAAUCGACCGUACAAGUGUGACGUUUGCAAGGAGAGCUUCACGCAAAAGAAUAUACUUCUCGUACAUUACAACAGUGUGAGUCAUUUGCACAAGCUGAAGCGAGCGAUGCAAGAGCAAGGUAACAACAAUACGUUGCUCUCGGUACCUCCAGCUAGCCCGACCGAGUCGCCCGAUUCCCAGCAAGAUCAGGACAAGAAACCAUAUAAGUGCAACAUCUGCAAAGUCUCGUAUAGCCAGGGUAGCACCCUGGAUAUUCACAUGAGAAGCGUUCUUCAUCAAACGCGUACCAGUAAACUACAGGAUCUUGCAGCCAGUGGUCAGUUAGAUCUCGCUCGGCCACUGAUUGAGCAACCACCGCCAACAAGCCCGACCAGUUCACCCGUCAACAGUAACACGAGUAAUUCAAGCGGGAUGCUUUGCUGUUCGCGUUGCAAUGCUCUGUUCGUCAAUCAAGAACAAUUGGCGACGCAUCAGCAACUGUAUUGCAUUUUUAGCAAUCCAUUGGCAUUGUUUCAACAAUUGGCUGCAUCGCAACAAUUGGGCUCGUCCACUCCUGCGAAAACACCACCUCCUGCAUCUACGACACCAGGACCGCAGCAACACAUGCAGCAAGCCACUCAGCAUUCAUCGCAAGAUAUUCUCUCUCAACCGCGACACAAGACCUCGCAAAUGUACAAACAUCUCCUGGAGAGCUUCGGCUUCGAUCUUGUCAUGCAGUUUAACGAGAAUCAUCAAAGACGGCAACGCAAGGAGGAGGAAGCGGCCGCCGCUCUUCAAGCGCAACAAGAACAACAAAAGCAAGAGCAGCAGAAGCAAGCUCUCGCUGCUCAAGCCGCGCAAGAGAAAGAGGAAGAAGUCGAGGAGACUCACAUCGAUGAUGACGUGAUACCCGAACUUACACGCAGCACUUGUCAGCACUGUAACAAAGAGUUUAGUAGUGUUUGGGUUCUGAAAGCUCAUUGUGAAGAGGUUCAUCGUGAUCUCGUACCUCGCGAGUUUCUCGAAAAAUAUGCGCAGCAGUUUAAGUGUGAGUACGAGAAGAAAAGUGUAGUGGUGACCGUCGCGACGUCCUCAUCAACCACUACGGCGCCGAGAAGUUCCACGCCCGCUGCUGGACAACCACAAGAUCUCAGUUCUGAUAAGGAAUCGCGUGAAAAAGAAAAGGAAGAAAACACUGAAAACAAAGAACGUGUCAGUCGAACACCAGAAGCCACGUCUACUACUCCAACAACGACUCCGGCAUUGAGCAACACUCCAGUUUCAAGCACAGAUUCGACGACGCCGACUGUAUUGCCUACCAAUUCGCAUCAUAUUCCACAACAGCAGCAGUCACAGCAGCAGCAGCAACAAUCACAACAGCAACAGCAGCAGCAACUCACAUUUGCGCAACAAAUGUCAGAAAUGCAGGCUGCUUUGAACGCAAUGGCGGCGUCGCAAUUACAGCAACAUCUACAACAAUAUCCGGGAUUAAUGAUGGGAAUGAUGGGAUUACCAUUCUCAUUGAAUGUACCCGCUUUGGCGGCUAUGAACUUGCAGCCACCUCUAGUGCCAAUGAUGUUACCACCACCACCGUAUGAUGGUGCUGCCGCCGGAUAUCCACCGAUUAAUCAAGCGGAUCUUCUUGCUAAGCAGCAUCUUGCAACUCUUCAGCAACAACAGGCGGCGGCAGCAGCGAACGCAGCUGCAUCACAGAAACGGGCACGUACGCGUAUCACUGAUGAACAAUUAAAAAUACUACGCGGCCACUUUGAUAUUAAUAAUUCUCCUGGUGAAGAGCAAAUUUUAGAAAUGGCUGCUCAGAGCGGUUUGCCCCCUAAAGUUAUAAAACAUUGGUUCCGAAAUACGUUAUUUAAGGAACGGCAACGUAACAAAGAUAGUCCUUACAAUUUCAAUAAUCCGCCAAGUACUACUCUGAAUCUCGAGGAAUACGAAAAGACCGGCGAGGCGAAAGUAACUCCGUUAAAUUCUAGCGUGUCUGGAAGUUCUUCCGACGAUAAAAGCCCGAAUAAGCAAACCACACCUCCACCAUCUAUGCAGAAUGCAAGCACAUCGCAGCCUGCCGAAAUUAAGCAAGAGAUACCCGAGCAAUCGCAAUGUCAACAGCAACAGCAAACUCAACAGCAUCAAGAGGAACAGCAACAUCAUUCGCCUGGUAGCUCGGGUGACCAACAAUCCCGACCGCAUUCACCUGCGCUUAGUAUGAGUUCCGUGUUUUCGGGCAUCCAUCAUGACAUUUCAUCCCAUCCUCCAUCAACCACAAACACUCCGAGUACUCCGAUGUUACCGCCAAAACUAACGCCCCAAAAUUUUGCCAAUCCCAGUCCGGGAACAGGUAAUGUAGUGUCGAACGCUAUCGCUGCCAUGGCACUUACACCACAGAGAUCUCUGAGCCCGGGUCGUGGACCGACGGAUUAUUCUUUCGGCAGCAAUAGUAAUGGCAGCAACAGCGCCGGUAGCAGUUCCGGAAAACGCGCCAAUCGAACGAGAUUCACCGAUUAUCAGAUAAAAGUUCUUCAAGAAUUUUUCGAGAACAACGCUUAUCCAAAAGAUGAUGAUUUAGAGUAUCUCAGCAAGCUUCUCGGCUUGAGUCCGCGUGUGAUUGUGGUGUGGUUUCAAAACGCUAGACAGAAAGCACGUAAGGUUUAUGAAAAUCAACCCGCCGCCGAGCCUGUGACAGCGGGCGGACGCGAGAAUGACGAUGGUUCUGGCAGAUUUCAAAGAACACCAGGAUUAAACUAUCAGUGCAAAAAAUGCUUGCUAGUAUUUCAACGAUAUUACGAGCUUAUACGCCAUCAGAAAACGCACUGCUUCAAAGAGGAAGACGCCAAGAGGAGUGCGCAAGCCCAGGCUGCGGCGGCUCAAGUUGCCGCGGUUCUAAGUUCCGAAGACAGUAACAGCAGCUCUACCACAACUACAAACAACACGAUAGCCAACAAUCCAUCGGCCGCCCCUGCGCUCGCGGAACAAUUACAACAACCGUUGAAUACCGCUACGCCUCCUCAUUCACAUCAACAACAGACAUUGUCUCAAACGCAUCAACAGUCCCAACAACAGUCGCAACAGCAGCAGUCGCAGCAACAGCAGUCACAGACGGAAUCGAAGGAAAGUAACUAUCAGUGCGAAAAAUGUAACUUAGUGUUCGCACGAUUCGAGCUUUGGCGCGAGCAUCAGAUAGUACAUAUCAUGAACCCGACCCUGUUUCCGCCAACAGGCGGCUACCCACCUGAUUCACCUUUCGGAAUUCUGCAGCAGCAAGCACUUAAUGCUACCUCCGUUGUUACAACAGACACCCCGCAUCCGCUCAUUGCCAUGAUGCAAAAGAGAAAAUACGAGGAUUCCGAGGAAGGAACGGGCGGCGACAACCGUUUAAACUCGGAACACAACGAGCAACCUAAGGAUAAACGUUUGCGAACCACAAUACUUCCCGAGCAGUUGGAUUAUCUCUAUCAAAAAUAUCAAGUCGAGUCGAAUCCAUCGAGGAAGAUGUUGGAGACGAUCGCCCGCGAGGUUGGCUUGAAGAAACGCGUAGUGCAAGUUUGGUUCCAAAACACACGCGCUCGUGAACGUAAGGGUCAAUUUCGCGCCCAUAGCCAAGUGAUCAACAAGCGUUGUCCGUUCUGUCCAGCGCUAUUCAAAGUGAAGUCUGCUUUAGAAUCUCAUCUUAGCAGUAAGCACGCCGAUCAGGUAGCUCGCGGUGAAGUGAACAUCGACAACAUCCCCGAUGAGGAGCUCUCGAUGGAAUCUGCUCCUUCUAAUUCUUCAACUUCUCAUAUGAUGCCACCGCUAUUUCCGCCAAUCAAUAAUAGCGACAUGGAGACGUCUUUAAAAUCUUUGAAAUAUUAUGAGGAUAUGAAACGAUACUUUAGCGAACUAAUGCACAGUGGUGCUAGUAAUGGAAAGCAAGAAACAGCGAAUCAUCAAGCUGGCAACAACAGCGGCGAGUCUCCGUUGGAUCUGAGCAAACCGGUCGACCUCAGCCGACCCAUGAAACUGACUCUGGUGGGCGGCCUGAAUAGUCUUCUCGAAGAGCAACAUGGCGCUCACUUCCGCGGUGGUAGCGACUGCGGACCCCUGACUGAUUUAUCCGAGCGCAGCAUUUGCGACGAUGAUAGCAUGAGCGAGACCACGGAAUUUUUAGACGACGAGAGCGGUCCGGCGAGUCCAGCUUCGAGUACUCAGAGCUCGAGGCAAGGACCCGCUAGUGGAAACACCGGGAAUACCUCUGGACCGCCGGUGACCAGUGCACAAUCCAGCGGCGGGAACACUAGUCAAUCCGGCGGUAAGCGGUACCGUACACAGAUGUCAGGCACCCAGGUGAAAGUGAUGAAGUCGCUGUUCUCGGAUUACAAGACACCGACGAUGGCCGAAUGUGAGAUGCUCGGUCGCGAAAUCGGCCUGCCGAAACGAGUGGUCCAGGUGUGGUUCCAGAAUGCUCGUGCCAAGGAGAAGAAGGCUAGGCUAGCGGCGGGUCUACCAGCCGAGAGCUCAGCCGUUCAACCGCAUCGCGGACCGACCGGACCAGACGAGUGCAGACUGUGCUCUGUCCGUUAUUCUGCCAAGACCCCGCUGCAGGAGCAUGUCUUCUCACGGCGGCACAUCGAAUCGGUGCGCGUCGCCGUUGAAGAGGGCAGUCUGGUGCCGCCGACUCCCGGGGCACCAAUCGUACCCGGUGGCGGUGGUGGCAGUGGUCCUGGUAUCAGUAAUUCCCCGGUAGUCGCUACUACCAGUCAGCAACAGCAGCAGCAGCAGCAGCAACAGUCGGACGAAAAUAUGAUGUACGGAUCCGUGUUCCUUCACCCCACGGCAAUGUUCCAGUCGCAGCAGCAGCAGCAGCAUCCCGCCGGUGCUACGGCCAACGCAGCUAGCACCACUACCGUAGCGGCUGCGGGCUUGAGCGGUGGCCUACUCGGUGGUCUAAUGUCGCUGCACGUGGAGGGCGGCGCGCAGGUGCAGGUGCCGCGGGCCUUGAUGCAGGCGUUCCUGCAGCAGGACCCGAACCAUCCGGGCCUGGAGACGGUGCGUCUGCCGUGCGUUCCCGACGAGACGGGCGUCGCGUCGCCGCAGCACUGCCGCGAGGCCGAGAUCGAGCUGUGCCUGGUGUGCCGUCGUUGCGGCCGAGCUUAUCCGCAGGAGUCGACGUUGCUGGCGCACCAACGCUCCUGCUACCUGGGCAAUCAGCAACGUCGGGGCGCCCUACGUCUCGUGCAGAUGCGCUACGCCUGCUCGCUCUGCGAACCCGGCAUCCCGACGCGCACCUAUACCACGGUGAACGAUUGGCGUCGCCACGCCGAGACGCUCCAGCAUCGCACGCGUCUCGAGGCCGCUCAACAGCAGCAACAGCAGCAACAGCAUCAGCAUCAGCAGCAACAGUUCGACGGCGGUGCGCAGUCCGGGGAAGAAACGAAUCCGCUCACCGACGAGAUGGAGGACGUCGUCAAUCAGAUCACCCUGCUGGCGGCUCGCGCGGCCGCUGAAAGUACGACUAGCGGUCAGCCACAGGCUGGAGAAAGAACCGGCGGUCAGGACAACAACAACGGGCCUGAUGCCAAACGGCAAAAGCUGGUCCAGGAGGUCACCGCCCUCGCCGGGGCACGUUAAGGCGCCGCCAGGGCUCGGUCUAUCCUCUUAUCUCCUCCGGAGAGAUGUACGGCAAGUGCGCGAUGAGCAGAUCGAAACAAGAUCCAGUGGAAGGGGACACAUCGAAGAGAAGAGAGACGGAUGGACGUCGCUCGGAGAAGCUCCGGAUUCGAGGACGUCGCGGUGGACGACGAGCCAAUGUUCCUAACCGGCGAUGAACGGGCAGCAACGGGUGUAUACAUCUCUCGCGGUGGAGCACUCCGUCGCGUCGGGGGCAUCUGCCCCGUCAAAGAGGCGGUAAGAGGGGGGGCAGGCGGGGGGGUAAACUUAGUCGCGACGAUCCUCUCUCGUAAAUUUUCUUCUUCGUCAUCUCGCCCUCCGCUGCCUCCCUGCCCCCUGGCCCCCGAUUCGCCUAUUAUUUUUGUAAUUGCGAAUCCCGCGCAGCGCGCGCCGUGAAGUCGCGCGCUCUCCAAAGUUCCUCUCGUAGCACGAAAGAAAGAAGAAAAAAAAAGGUAAAUAAUGAAGAGAAGAAAGGGGAGAAAAGGUAGCAAAAGGACAGAGAGAGACUCUCGACGAAGACGAGCGUCUAGGUGGAAUCGCCCCGGGGGACGAUCGAACAGACACGAUCGAGCAAAUCCUAAUCCUCUUCUUGCCGGUCGAUACAACAACCGGUCGGUCGGUCAUCGGUUCGAUCGGAUCGAUCCUUUUUGGGCCCAUAUCUCGGAGCGAUGCGCGCGGUACAUUUACAGGAGAAGAGGGUACGAGAAAUCCCGAAGGGGGUUGGCUGGGAAAGUACGUCGUACGCGACGCGGAACGACGCGCGUCGAGGUGGGCUAACUUAAACGUUCCUAUGUAAAGUAAUAAUAAAGAUUUAAAGCACACAUACACACACAGAGUUACUAAAAAAAAAAAAAAGUGGGAAAAGGAAGGAGGAACAAGAGGAAACAAGCGGACGCCGCUGCUUAGACGCGGCGUUUAAUAUAGGAUAGAUGGCGUGUGCGGCGCGCGAAACUAAAAAAAAAACGCCGCCACCGUUACACAUACGUACGUACAUAUUCAUAUACAUAUAUAUAUAUAUAUAUAUAUAUAU